This is a messenger RNA of Anguilla anguilla (European eel), 5566 nucleotides long. RefSeq names its product elastin microfibril interfacer 1b (gene emilin1b). Lineage: Eukaryota; Metazoa; Chordata; Actinopteri; Anguilliformes; Anguillidae. The record is from RefSeq and is a predicted model, not a curated record. Gene Ontology annotation, molecular function: protein binding. The transcript is spliced from 8 exons. Bases 507 to 3731 code for a protein of 1074 amino acids.
AAUAGGGAUUCAGAUGUGCGCUGCAGCGAAAGGAACACCUCUCCUCUAUUAGAAAAACUUGCCGCAUAUGAAAGAAAACUUUUUCCCCCGCACCCGCGCCUGAACAAAAGGGAGACUUGUGUGAAUCUCGCCUGGAUAUAUCCCUGAAUUUUUCCGACAGCUGUUAGAUAUGAGUAAAAAACGGAUUUGACCUGUUUUAAAGUGAAGACGGGGAACUUGCGUUCACACCCAAGAGUGGUCCUAUAAAAUGCUCAGGUAGCCUGCUGAAAAGAGAAACAAUCAGAGACGCCACCGCUGAGGCAGUGGACAUAUACCAUGGAAUGAUAAUAUGAAUCUACCCUACUUGCACGGGGCCGAGUGCGUCACCUCUUUUUCACUACGCUCUCCCCUGCUGUUCUUGUGGAACAGGAGCGCAUUCAGUUGGGGAGUUUGACCAAAGAUCUGCGUAAGAAAUCUCAGGCUUGUUUUUCAUCAUUUUUGGGAGCGCUUUUUUAUAUUGUAUUUUAAUGAGUGCUCAAUUAGGAAUGGCAGGAACUGUUCCGUAUUUUCUGCUUGUGGCUUUGACGCUCUCUGAAGGAGGUUGGAGUGGGUCUUAUCCACAGCGGUACAAUUUGUACGCGGGGCAAGCUCAGUCCCUAUCCCAGACGCAGAAUGGAGCGAGAGCAGCGAGCCGACACAGAAACUGGUGUGCAUAUGUGGUGACACGGACGGUGAGCUGUGUGGUGGAGGAUGGGGUAGAGACCUAUGUGAAGCCAGACUACCAGCCCUGCUCCUGGGGGCAGGUGCAAUGUCCCCGCGUGGUGACGUAUAGGACGUACAUGAGGCCCAAGUACAAGGUAGCCUAUAAGAUGGUUACUGAGAUGGAGUGGAGGUGCUGUCAUGGGUACAGUGGAGAUGACUGCAAUGAGGGGAUGAAUGGCGGCUACCCCACCCAAAUCGGCACCGCCAGACCCUGGCCCAAACCUUCGAAUCCAGGACAGACAGGCUCAGGCACAGGCUCAGGCCAAAUUGGAGGAGACGGUAGAGGUGACAGUGACAAGAUGAAGCAGCUGGAGGACAAGAUCUCAAGCCUGACCAAAGAUCUUCAUGACCUACAGUCCACACUGCGGGGCAUGAAUGAGAAGUUUCAGGAGGAGAUGCGGAAGCCGGGGUUUGGCGGCCGAACGCCAGCAGAUUCUGCCCAGCCCGAAAUGAAGCAGACCAUUCACAGCAUCCAGGCCAAGCUGGACCAGCUGGACAACAGGACCCAGGCACAUGACAGGACGCUGCUCAACAUUAGCAACCACCUGGUGAACGGCAACGGAAACAGUAACAGUGUGGAAGGUGGUGUAGGUGGUGGUCAGUGGAAUACGCUGAAGGAGGAGGUGUUGAGGGAGCUGGAGCACAGGGUGUCCUUGUCCUGCUCCUCAUGUCAGUCGGGUGUGGAAGACCUCCGGCGGCAGCAACUGGAAGACCGCGAGAGGAUCCGUGCCCUGGAGAAGUUGGUGAACUCAGUAGACCAACGGCACCGAGUGAUGCUGGACAGCCUGCGUAAGGAUGUGUCACGCUCCCAGAGCUGCUGCAGCUCACUGGUUGACGUCGGCCAUAGGCUUGACCAAGUAGAGAAGAAGAUUACCUCAGCAUCAGAGGCCUACGAUAUCAUCCAGGUCCGUCUGGACAAGCAAUUUCCAGGAACCAGUGGUGGUGGGGCUGGUGGAGGUACCUUGGUGACAGAGGACAAGUUUGAUGGGCGCCUGCAUGAUCUUGAGAGACGGCUGAACAGCACGAUACAGAAGGCAGAACAGACUUGUGGAAACACAGGCGCUGACCUGAAGGACACCUUCGGGAGGGACCUCAUCAAUAUACGGAAUGAAGUCAAUGGCCAGCACAACAGGAUAACCAGUGUGGAGGAGGAUGGGAGAAUCCUGAAGGACACCAUCUCUGACCACGGAGACCGACUAGCCCGGCUUGAGAACACGACCAAUCAUCUCAACCGCAAGCUGAGCACAUGCUUGGAGUCAUGCGGGCGUGGGCCAGGGCAAGGUGUCACUGAAACCGAAAAUGAGGUAAAGUCCCUGCAAUGGAAGGUCAUUGCCAACCAGCAUGAGAUCAAGAGGUUUGACACUAGGCUGAAAGACCUUUCCGUCUCAGGCGACUCCUUGAUGGACAAAGUUCAGGACCUUGGCCACGAAGUACGCAAGAUCAAGGCUCUGACUGGAGAGAAUGGCGAGCACUUCAACCGCAUCGUUACUGAAAUUGAGACCCUAGGUGAGCGGGUGGAAGACUGCGAUGCCUGCGGCUCACUGAGGAAUGAUCUAGGCACGCUCAGGAAUAGCACCAGGCACAUUCUUAAUAAGCUUCGGGCAGACAUUGACAGAGUGAGCGAUCAGAUGGACUCAGAUGGAACUUCCUGUUCCCAGGUGUGCUCGAACCUGCAGGAGGAGGUGGGGAAGCUAAAGGAAGAGGUUGAGAGGUGUACAGGGCAGUGCAGCAUUGGCUCAGGUGGACCUGGUGAGGCAGGUGGGGACCCCGACCCACAAAAGCCCUUGGACGGACACAGUGUCAUCGGUGGUGCUUCUGAUGAGACACUGAGAUCCAUCCAAGGUGAGCUCUCUGAGGUCAUACUGACCUUCAGCUCUGUCAACGACACCCUGAGGGGCCUGGAAGAUACAGUGCAAAAGCACGACAGUACCAUCACAGACCUGAGCAACACCAAGGACAGGAUCUUCUUAGAGAUCGACAAGAUCCAGCAAGAGAUGACACGGCACGUGGAGGAUAGCCGCGGUCGCAUUGACCACAUUGACCGUGAGAUCCGACGUUUCACAAACAACCUCGUGGUGGAGAUGGGUGACUGCCGGAGAUCUACAGACGGGCUGGAGAAGAGGAUCUCCAAGGUGGAAGAUGUCUGUGGUAGGCUGGAUUCGGUGUCAGAUGGCCUGCAGAAGAUCAAGGAUGGUCUGAACAAACACGUGACUGGUCUCUGGGGCUGUGUCAAUGAUCUCAAUGCCACCGUCACCACACAUGGAGGGCUCAUCGAAGACAUCCGGGGCACGCAACUGGAUGUUGUCCACGGCAAAAUAAAGUUUCUCAACUCCUCUGUGCUACGCAUCCGCAACGAUUUUGAUCAUUUCUCCAAGCAGGACUUUGUUGGGCCACGUGGGCCCCCAGGUCCUAAAGGAGAGACAGGGCACCAGGGGCCUCCAGGGCCAAAGGGUCCACCAGGCAGAGAAGGACCCGCUGGCAAAAAUGGUGUGGAGGGCCCAAGGGGACCCCCAGGACUCAGAGGUGAACGUGGUAUGCCGGGAGCCGAUGCCAACGUGCCUCGACUGUCUUUCUCCGCUGCCCUUACAAACCAACAUGACAACCCAGGAACCAUAGUCUUCAACAAGGUGUUUGUCAACCAGGGAGAUUUCUACAACCCACAAACUGGGAUCUUCACGGCCCCGCUAGACGGGCGCUACUUCUUCAGUGCCGUCCUGACAGGCCGCAAGAACGAGAAGAUCGAGGCGGUCCUGUCCAAGUCCAACUACGGCGUGGCGCGGGCAGACUCGGCCGGAUACCAGCCCGAGGGCCUGGAGCACAAGCCCGUGGCCGAGACCAAGCCCACGCCAGGCUCCCUGGUCGUCUUCAACAUCAUCCUGCCGCUACAGGUCGGGGACACCAUCUGCGUAGACCUGGUCAUGGGCAAGCUGGCCCACUCCGUGGAACCACUCACCUUCUUCAGUGGGAUGCUGUUGUACGAGGACGUCUGAGGACCAGCCACAAAACGAGGAGAAACUUUUAAAUAAAUACAAAAUAAAAACAUGUUAAGGAGGGAAAUCUUUUUUAAAUGCAGUGACUUUUUACAUUCAUAACUUUACAAACAAAAAAAAAAACAAUAGGAAGACAAUGGCACCAUUUUUUUUCUUGGUUUCAUUUGUAAACCCUAUUGCCACUGAAAGACUUAAUUGCUUGAAGACAGGAUAUAACAGAAGUUAUAUGGAGCAGAGACUUUGCCUGUGACGUACCUUUCCCAUUGCUGGGAUAAAAGUUUUAACAGAUGCUACUGCAGAUUUAUUCUAGUUUAUCUGUGUCUUUGCGUUUCACUUCAGACAAGAGUUAUGGACAAUCAUACGCGCACCAAACCUGACCUUGAUGUGCUGUCAAAAUCUUGUGGCUAACUUUCUUCCAAUGUGGAAGGUGGAGCUCUACAGUUCAGAAAUGUAUUUUUGUGAGGUUGGAUUUGAAAUUAUUGCAGGGAAGUGAUAUUUCUGUGCACUUUUAGUCUGUAGUUUUACCUCGUGGUUCCACUUGGGAAUGGCACUCCACAGCACAGCCGCGCUGACAGUGUAUAAAACUAUGCAGUUAAUGUGCCUUAACUCUGUUCACAACAACACAGGGCCUGUUGUUCUGUGUGGAAGAUCAUGCUGAUUUAGCCUCAGUGAUGUAACUUUUUUGCAUACAUACAAAAUGCAUACAUUUUAUUUAAAGGUUUAUACGAAAAGCAUUUUAGUAAAAUAACCAGAGGAUACAGUUUGGCUAUGUUGUGAUAAUAUUCCAGAAGGUCUGCAAUUUCUUGAACCAAUGCCAAAGAUGACAAGUAAGGGGCUUAUUUUAAACACUGCUUUUUGCUUUAUUAAAAAGGACAAAUUUCAUUCAUUAAUGGGGCCGUGGGUAUAAAUGUUUUUUUAUGGCCAGAAAUAAAUAUCAGCCCUAACAGAUGCCACACGUCGGCUUUUCCAGUACAUCUUCAUCUGGUUUAGUAAUUGCAAGAGGAGUAUAUGGAGAAUACGUUGGCCUUUAUCCAAUGCCUGGGCUUGAAUGUUACACGAUGACAAGAGGAUGCACAGAAACACCAGCAGGCCAAAACUGAGGUCUUCCUCUGGAUUAGAGCAAUAAGGUCCAGAAAAUGUGCUUGAGUCUUCAUUAUGCAGUUUCCUGUCCUGUCCUGUCCUGUGUCCUGUCAUUUUGAGGUUCACUCUUUAAGUCAGAAUUCCUGUCAGGGAAAAUUUGUUGGAAUUAACUGCUCUGAUACUUUCUCUAUUCAAAAAGUAGUUGAAAAGCAGUAAAAAUGCAUGUCAUUCAUAUAGGCCUAUGCUAAAAUUUUGAUUGACGAAUUCAAACAAACACAAAAGGAUGCUCUCUCUAUACUGAAACAGCAUAACUACACGAAACACACUGAACGAAUCAAACACCUGUCAUUUUACCCAACAGAAUAAUGGUACCAGUCAUGAUCACAUAUGGAAUUGACAAAUGAACAUUUAAAUCUACUGACUGUAUCCAUUAAGUUCCCCAUCCAAAAAUUUCCCCAGCACUUAACACUCUGGCAGUUGUACAUCUCAACAGCAUUUCUAUUUGGUUUCAUGUCUGAAACGUUAGUGUGUGACUAUUAAUUUAACAAAGUCCAAAGCCUAAGAGUAUCACUUUCAUUAAAAGAUUUGUUUUGUUAGAUGAAGUUCUAAAAAAAAGACGUUCUCAUUCAGCAUGCAAUCCAAAGUGGCUGUAAAUUUUUGUAUAUUUUUUUUGUACAACUGCUCACAGUUUAUCUUCAAAUGUGCAUUGGCGACACGACACGUGUGGUUUAAAUAAAGAUAUUUAAUUUUACACA